GGCAGGAAAGAGAAGGUCAUGUUUGACAAGAUAACAUCUCGUAUUCAAACGUGUUAUGGUUCUUCAUCCAGACUUGUUGAUCCGGCUCAGAUAACACUAAAGGUAAUCAGUGGUUUGUAUCAAGGCGUUACCACAGUGGAGCUUGAUAACCUAGCUGCUGAAACUGCUGCUACCAUGACAACCAAACAUCCUGACUACGCUCACCUCGCUGCUAGAAUUGCUGUGUCUAACUUGCACAAAGAGACGAAGAAGGUUUUUAGCGAUGUUAUGGAUGAUCUCUACAAAUGGAUCAAUCCAAAAACAAAGAAACACUCACCAAUGAUCUCCGAAGAUAUACAUAAGAUUAUAAAGGACAACCAGGAUAGAUUGAAUUCUGCCAUCAUUUAUGACCGAGACUAUACAUACAAUUAUUUUGGGUUCAAGACACUGGAACGGUCAUACUUGCUGAAGAUAGAUAAUCAAGUUGUUGAGCGACCCCAACACAUGCUGAUGCGUGUGUCAGUUGGAAUACAUCAUGAAGACAUAGAUGCUGCUAUUGAGACAUACAAUUUGUUGUCGGAGAAAUGGUUUACUCAUGCUUCACCUACAUUAUUUAAUGCAGGCACCACAAGACCUCAACUGUCUAGUUGUUUCUUAUUGACGAUGCACUCGGACAGUAUUGAGGGUAUCUAUGACACAUUAAAACAGUGUGCACUUAUAUCUAAAUCUGCAGGAGGCAUUGGUCUUAACGUGCAUAACAUAAGAGCUCAAGGAAGUUACAUAGCUGGGACAAAUGGCACAUCAAAUGGUUUGCUGCCAAUGUUAAGAGUGUUCAACAACACAGCUAGAUAUGUGGAUCAAGGUGGUAACAAGAGGCCUGGUGCAUUAGCUAUAUACCUUGAGCCCUGGCAUGCGGAUAUCUUUACAUUCUUGGACUGUCGCAAAAAUACUGGUAAAGAGGAACAGAGAGCUCGUGAUCUGUUCUAUGCCUUGUGGAUACCAGAUCUGUUCAUGAAGCGAGUUGAAGCCAAUGGAGAUUGGACGUUAAUGUGUCCGGCUGAAUGUGCAAACCUACAAGACUGUUGGGGAGAAGAAUUUGAAAAAUUGUAUGAAAGUUAUGAAAAGGAGGGUAAAGGCAGAAAGACAGUAAAAGCUCAGCAGUUAUGGUAUGCUAUAAUUGAAGCACAGACCGAAACUGGUACACCAUACAUGCUUUUUAAGGACCAUUGUAACAGAAAAUCCAAUCAACAGAACCUGGGAACUAUUAAGUGUAGUAAUUUAUGUACAGAGAUAGUGGAAUACAGCAGUAAAGAUGAGGUGGCAGUGUGCAAUUUAGCCUCAAUAGCCCUGAACAUGUAUGUUCGACCAAACAAGACAUAUGACUUUGAAAAGUUAAAAGAAGUUACAAAAGUUAUAGUGAGGAAUCUCAACAAGAUUAUAGAUAUCAACUACUACCCUGUCCCAGAGGCUGAGAGAUCCAACAUGAGACAUCGCCCCAUAGGUAUUGGAGUGCAAGGUCUCGCAGAUGCUUUCAUUUUGAUGCGUUUCCCAUUUGAGAGCCCAGAAGCUCAACAGUUGAACAAGGACAUCUUCGAGACAAUAUACUAUGCUGCGCUGGAUGCUAGCUGUGAAUUGGCCGAGAAAUUGGGACCAUACGAGACAUACCCUGGUUCCCCUGUUAGCAAAGGAAUUUUGCAGCACGAUAUGUGGGGAGUAAAAGAUACAGACAAAUUGGAUUGGCCCGGUCUAAGAUCGAGGAUUGCCAAACAUGGUGUAAGAAACAGUUUAUUGCUUGCACCUAUGCCGACUGCUUCAACAGCUCAGAUCCUUGGUAACAAUGAAUCCAUCGAAGCAUACACAAACAAUAUUUAUACAAGAAGAGUACUUUCUGGAGAAUUUCAGAUUGUUAAUCACCACAUGUUGAAAGAUUUGACGGAGCUUGGACUGUGGAAUGAAGAUAUGAAGAACUUGAUGAUUUCUCAUGGUGGCUCUAUUCAGAAUAUAGAUGGUAUACCUGACGAAAUUAAGCAGUUGUACAAGACUGUAUGGGAGAUAUCUCAGAAAACUGUGCUGAAAAUGGCCGCUGAUCGUGGUGCAUACAUUGACCAGAGUCAAUCAUUGAAUAUCCACAUUGCAGAACCAAACUAUGGCAAAUUAACUAGCAUGCACUUCUAUGCGUGGAAACUUGGAUUGAAGACUGGUAUGUACUAUUUGAGAACUAAACCAGCCGCACAGGCCAUCCAGUUUACAGUGGAUAAGACAAAAAUAGCUCAAAUGAACAAAGCUAAAACAGAAUCUGGAGCCAAUUCUUCCGAGACAAAACAAGAAGAGAACAUGUCGGCCAUGGUGUGCUCGCUUCAGAAUAAAGACGACUGUUUGAUGUGUGGAUCUUAAAACUGUGGCUUUAUAUAAAAAAGACACCUCAGGAGUAGAUUGGAAAAUGAUCUGUUGACUUUAAAUCUCCAAACUAGUGCUUGUUUGUUUUACAUUCAGGACCUUUCUUGUUCAGGAGAGUUGUAAAACGAUAAAUGUCUGCAAAUGAAUGUGGAUGGUCUUAUUGACAAAUUUCUUGAACUGUACAUGAAUAAAAUUCAGACUGGUGUAUUACUAGCAAUGUUAGAAUGACGUCGUGUUCAAGAUAAUAUAAUGUAAAAAUGUUUUGACGCUAUAUUUAUUUGCCAUACAGUUAAGUGUAUUUAUUGAAAAUUAAAGUUUUUGGUAGACAAAAAUGAAUAAGGUAUAGUUUAAUAUAUUAUACUUCAAUUAUGAAUAAUAAAAGAAAUAUGUAUGAAAAUUAACAA
Ruditapes philippinarum (Manila clam) is the source of this 2780-nucleotide messenger RNA. RefSeq names its product ribonucleoside-diphosphate reductase large subunit-like. NCBI's taxonomy places the organism in Eukaryota, Metazoa, Mollusca, Bivalvia, Venerida, Veneridae. Gene Ontology annotation, cellular component: ribonucleoside-diphosphate reductase complex. Gene Ontology annotation, biological process: DNA replication; deoxyribonucleotide biosynthetic process. Gene Ontology annotation, molecular function: ribonucleoside-diphosphate reductase activity, thioredoxin disulfide as acceptor; ATP binding. The record is from RefSeq and is a predicted model, not a curated record.